Amphibalanus amphitrite is the source of this 2243-nucleotide messenger RNA. RefSeq lists its product as uncharacterized. Gene Ontology annotation, molecular function: nucleic acid binding. Lineage: Eukaryota; Metazoa; Arthropoda; Thecostraca; Balanomorpha; Balanidae. The record is from RefSeq and is a predicted model, not a curated record. The transcript is spliced from 2 exons. The coding region runs from base 47 to 1378 and encodes 443 amino acids. Gene Ontology annotation, biological process: DNA integration.
GGCGAUAUGCGCUAAAACUGCGAUUGUACCAGAUUCUGAAACUCCGAUGGAGCGGCUCAUUUUACAUUAUAGUCAGAAAGAAUCCCUGCUCAGAGGAUUGUCGUGGCUGUCACGAUUUACAAGAUCACUUAAGGAAGGACAGAAGGGGUUUAUAAAAAUGUCUCCCCCUUUGUGCUAUGAGGAGCAACGUGAAGCAGAAAAGAAAAUAAUUCGACAUAUACAAGAACAUGAAUUUCCAAGGGAGUAUGAAAACCUGUCAGUUGGUGCUGAGGUACCAAGAACCAGUCGAUUAGUGAAGCUUCACCCUUUCAUGCAAGACGGUAUCAUUAGGGUAGGUGGAAGAUUAGCAGAGGCUUCGAUUUUAGAAGAAACAAAACAUCCUAUCGUUAUUCCGAGUCGUGGUCAUUUUACAGAACUACUCAUUACGGACGCCCAUGAAGCCGUAGGGCACAGUGGGAGACAGUUCACGCUAGCGAAACUUCGAAAACGUUUUUGGAUUCUGAAGGGAAUUUCAAGUGUAAGACGUGUUCUAAACAGUUGUUUGAGUUGCACUAAACUCUACCGACCACCUGAAUCACAACAAAUGGCCAAUCUUCCGUCUGACAGAGUGCAAGCUCAAGAGCCACCGUUUACGCGAACAGGUGUGGAUUACUUUGGACCAUUUUAUGUCACUCAAGGUCGUUCACAGGUCAAGAGAUAUGGGGUCAUAUUCACCUGUCUUGCUAUCAGGGCCGUACAUCUGGAGGUUGCUGAAAAUCUGACGUCAGACUCAUUCAUUUGCGCCCUGCGCAGAUUCGUUGCACGUAGAGGUAAUGUUCAAAUACUAAGGUCUGACAACGGAACAAAUUUUACUGGAGCCAACAGGGAACUGCGCUUAGAGAUGACAAGGUUAUCAGAAAAUGAGCAUGUGUUACAAAGAGCAAUGCUCAAGCGAGGAAUUACAUGGAAAUUCAACGUGGCAGGCGCCUCCCAUCAUGGUGGGGUGUGGGAACGUCAGAUACGAUCCAUACGAAGAAUACUCGAAUCCCUUUUAACAUCGCAAUCGCUCAAGGAAGAGACACUCCGAACCAUAUUUUGUGAAGUUGAAAACAUACUGAACAGUAGACCGCUUACGCCAGUAUCUAGCGACGUCAGGGACGAUCCACCUCUCUCGCCAAAUGACAUUCUUCUUCUGGGAGGACAUGGUGUAACGUUACCAUUCGGAGUCUUCUCCCAGGCGGACCAUGGAAAUAGAAAAAAAAUGGAAGCAAGCUCGUCAUUUCGCAAAUGUUUUUUGGACACGGUGGAGAUCCGAAUACUUACCGACUCUACAAGAAAGGCACGUUAUGACAGAAACAAGAAAGAACUUUCAACCAGGAGACACAGUUCUGCUUGUUGAUGAUAGUGUUCCCAGAGGCCAGUGGCCACUCGGUUUGAUUGAAGCUGUUCGAACUAGUUCCGAUGGAUUGGUUCGAUCUGCGACUGUCCGAACAAGAGGGACAGUAAUGCAGCGCCCAGUGACAAAACUGGUGAAGUUAAAUUGAAACCUCUCGUUUUCGACCCCUCGUGGUUUCAAGGGGGUGGGUGUUGGCGCCGCCCAGCAAGAGGGUUCGCCGCAGUGUGUAUACGCGAGAAAAUUGUCACGCGAUUUUAUAAUUUCGAAUUCAGUAUUUUGUUUCCGUCUCAGCUGGAGUUUAUUGCAAGUUUAUUGCGCUAAAUUGAAUAUGGAGUAUAGUUAGGUGAUAUUUUGUGUUAAGUGUUAACAUAUUUUGAACCCCGCAGACUCAUAAACGGCAACAUGGAACUCAAGAGAGAUAUGUUUGUUUCUAUUAUUUGAGUAAGAAGAUGCUCGAAUAGUGCAAUUAGACCGUAUUGAGUGCGGUGGUAAAGGCCAUAAUUGAUUUGCUGAUUUAGCGUAAUCAAAAAUUAUUAACAGUCAAAGCUGCCUUACGUUUGCCAUCCAGAGCCCACCACACAGCUUUGCUCGCUGCUCUGCACAUACCGAAGGUACAGGAGACUCUACGUCGCUCCAUCAUCGCGUGCUUCCGUGAUGCGUUCUGCGAAAAUCACCGCCUACGCCAAAUUCUGGUUGCCAGCCUGGCCACUCUUGUUCUUGGGGAUGCCUCAUCGGGACACUGCGCGCCUAUCGUUAGAUUUAUGUUCAUCGUAUGUGGGGCCAAUAUGAGUGUGCUUCUACAGGUUGCUGGAGGUCAUAUCCCACCUGAGAUUAUGUACACCCCAAGACCCCCCUGUGGAGUCACCGA